Messenger RNA from Daldinia childiae, 411 nucleotides. RefSeq names its product Histone H2A. NCBI's taxonomy places the organism in Eukaryota, Fungi, Ascomycota, Sordariomycetes, Xylariales, Hypoxylaceae. The record is from RefSeq and is a predicted model, not a curated record. Gene Ontology annotation, molecular function: protein heterodimerization activity; DNA binding; structural constituent of chromatin. The coding region runs from base 1 to 411 and encodes 136 amino acids. Gene Ontology annotation, cellular component: nucleosome. The transcript has 3 exons.
AUGACUGGAGGCGGCAAGUCCGGCGGCAAGGCCAGCGGUUCCAAGAACGCGCAAUCACGAUCUUCCAAGGCUGGUUUGGCUUUCCCUGUCGGUCGUGUCCACCGUCUUCUCCGCAAGGGUAACUACGCCCAGCGUGUCGGUGCCGGUGCCCCCGUCUACCUCGCUGCCGUCCUCGAGUACCUCGCUGCCGAGAUUCUCGAGUUGGCUGGUAACGCUGCCCGUGACAACAAGAAGACCCGUAUCAUUCCCCGACAUCUACAACUCGCCAUCCGAAACGAUGAGGAGUUGAACAAGCUUCUCGGCCACGUCACCAUCGCCCAGGGUGGUGUUCUACCCAACAUCCACCAGAACCUACUCCCCAAGAAGACGGGCAAGCCUGGCAAGAAUGCCAGUCAAAGCCAAGAAUUGUAA